AUCACCAACCUUGUCUCGACAUUUAUGAAAUCUACGGCUGCUAGUGCGCUUAUAGCAGUCGGUUCAUUCGGUGUUCAUAGUGGAUUUAUCCUUGGUCUGUUUCGGGUUACACGGCCGUUGUUUCGAGUUUAAUCUACAGUGAGAUUCCAACCGAUUGAACGUUUUAGCUACUCCUUUCAGCUUCGUUGAAGAUCCCUUUAUUAAACGAUUGCUGCUUUUCUUGAGUGAAACCACAGUACAAAGUAAGAAUUUAAAAAAAUGUCGUCAUCCGCCGUGACUACUAAAACGUCCAAGUACUCCUACCGUUCGACCGGCGGUGGCACUGCCGAUGUUAGCAUCGAGUAUAGUGCAGACCUCAGCGCAUUGUCCCGACUGGAGGAUAAACUCCGUCUCCUACAAGAAGACUUAGAAUCCGAACGUGGUCUCCGUCAAAGAAUCGAACGCGAGAAAGCUGAUCUCAGUGUGCAGGUGAUUCAACUGUCGGAGCGUUUGGAAGAAGCUGAAGGGGGUGCCGAGGGUCAGCUGGAAAUCAACCGCAAACGGGAUGCCGAAUUGACCAAAUUGCGCAAGCUGCUGGAAGAUGUGCAUCUGGAGUCCGAAGAAACCGCACACAUAUUAAAGCGCAAACACCAGGAAAUCGUCACCGAUUUCAACGAACAAAUCGAAGCUGUGACCAAGUCAAAGCAAAGAAUCGAAAAGGAGAAGUCAAAACUUCAGGCAGAAAUUUACGAAUUACUGUCACAGGUAGAGAGUGUCUCAAAGGACAAACAGAUCAGCAUCAAGACAAUCGAAAAACUUGAAGUGCACGUGACCGAGUUGAAUAUCCGCAUUGAGGAAUUGAAUCGCACGAUUGUAGACAUUACGUCACACAAAACGCGCCUGUCGCAGGAAAACAUCGAUCUCGUGAAAAAUUUGCAAGAUCUGAAGCUGAGCGUCGAGAGCAUCUCGUUCUCGAAGACGCAGCUGAACUCGCAGCUCGAAGAAGCGAGACGCCGUUUAGAGGAGGAUGAUCGCCGUCGUUCGAUGCUUGAGUCCAGCCUGCACCAGGUUGAGACAGAGUUGGAAUCGAUCCGGCUGCAACUGGAAGAGGAAUCAGAGGCUCGACUCGACCUCGAGCGCCAGCUGGUCAAGGCGAACGGUGAGGCAGGUACAUUCAAAUCGAAAUACGAAGCCGAGUGCAUGACUCGUGUCGAGGAAGUGGAGGAGAUCCGCCGCAAGUACACCGUACGCAUCACUGAGUCGGAAGAGCAUAUCGAGUCGCUACAGGCACGGCUUAGUAAACUGGAAAAGGAAAAGAGUCGGCUAACGAGCGAGAUUGAGGUACUGAUCAUAGACCUCGAGAAGGCUAACAACGGCAUCCGCGAGUACACGAAACGUAUCGAAAUUCUGGAAAAAACCAACAUCGAAAUCAAGACUCGUCUGGAAGAGACAAUUGUACUUUACGAUCAGUCCCAACGCGAUCUGCGCCAGAAAACAUCCGACUUCCAGCGAUUGACCCACGAGCUGGACAAAACUCGCGAGCAGAAAGAUCAGCUUGGUCGAGACAACAAUAAGCUACAGAGCGAACUUCAUGAAGCCCGCAGCACUGUGACCGAACUGACGCGCCGUCUACAUGAGUAUGAGAUUGAGUUGCGCCGUUUGGAGAACGAGCGAGAGGAGUUGACUGCGGCCUAUAAAGAAGCUGAGGCUGGUCGCAAGGCGGAGGAGAAACGUGCUCAGGCACUAUCUGCCGAGUAUGGUCAGUUCCGUCACGACACCGAACGUCGCUUGUUGGAGAAGGAUGAGGAAAUUGAGUCCAUUCGCAAGCAAACAAGCAUUGAAAUAGAGCAGCUCAAUGCACGUGUGGUCGAGGCAGAAACAAAGCUCAAGAGCGAGGUACAGCGCAUCAAGAAAAAACUUCAGAUCCAGAUCACGGAGUUGGAGAUGUCGCUGGAUGUUGCCAAUCAUACCAAUAUCGAACUGCAGAAAACAAUCAAGAAGCAAUCUUUUCAACUCACCGAAAUGCAGGCCCACUACGAAGAGAUCCAGCGUCAGCUCCAGUCGACUGUCGACCAAUAUGGUAUCGCCCAGCGUCGCAUACAGUCGCUCAGCGGUGAGCUGGAGGAGAUCCGCAUAAACUACGACUCGUCGCUUCGUGCUAAGCGACAGGUAGAGGUGUCCCUCGAGGAGGCCAGCACUCGUAUCAACGAACUAAGUGUGGUUAACGCCAACUAUGCAUCGCUGAAAGCUAAGCUUGAAACCGAGCUGCAAACUCUAGCUGCCGAUUACGAAGAAGUAACUCGUGAGCUACGUGUCAGUGAUGAACGUUACCAAAAGAUUCAGGUUGAGCUUAAGCAUACCGUAGAACUACUCCACGAAGAGCAGGAAAGAAUUGUCAAAAUUGAAGCUAUCAAGAAGUCGUUGGAGGUUGAAGUAAAGCAACUAUCCAUUCGCCUGGAAGAAGUUGAAGUCAACGCAGUAGCUGGCAGCAGGCGUAUUAUUAACAAACUGGAAGCUCGCCUGCGUGACAUUGAAGUCGAACUGGACGAGGAAAGACGGAAGCACGCUGAAACGAUCAAGAUAUUGCGAAAGAAAGAACGCUCAGUCAAAGAAGUUUUUAUUCAGAUCGAGGAAGACCAGAAGAAUAUCCAAAUCUUGCAAGACGCUCUUGAGAAGGCCAACCAGAAGAUCGCUGCUUACAAACGUCAGUUAACCGAACAGGAACAAUCUUCACAGCAGUCUGUCACCAAGGUUCGCCGUUUCCAAAGAGAACUCGAAGCCGCCGAAGACCGUGCGGAUGUGGCUGAGAGUAACCUGACACUCGUUCGCGCUAAGCAUCGUACAUUUGUUACAACCUCAUCCGUGCCCGGAUCGCAGGUUUAUCUGGUUCAGGAAACUACCCGAACCGUCAAUGAAGGGUAAAUGCAACUCUUGACCUUUCGCACCCCUAAAAAGGUUCCCCGCUCUAACCAUUUGCGCUGCCGUAUAUCUAUCGGUCCGUUUCAUCCGUGCCGAUCGAACUCUUGCAUGACUGAAUAUUGAAUUGAAAACACUGGACCGAGGUGAGGCGAUAUAUAGUCUGUGCUAAUCAAUGCGCCAUUUAGCUUUGCUCAAUUGUAUUAUUUUUUUUCUUCUGUUAAUUACGUCCUUGCUUACGUGUGUUUACCAAAUUAAAAUGUUAUUACAAUAGAUUUACUCCUUAAUUAUCAUUUAUAAUUUUUUGUAAUUUAAAGAAUGUUGCCUCCUCCAGUUAUGUUUAUGUAUGCACGUUCACAAUAUACUAGUUCUCGAUACCCAUGGUUUUGAUUUUGGUACCAACAAUGAAAGCAAAACAAUGAUUUUAUAUGCACAUCCAAAGCAUCAAUAAUAAUGAUGAAAAUUAUAACAUACA
Molecule: messenger RNA, 3370 nt
Organism: Anopheles cruzii
Lineage: Eukaryota; Metazoa; Arthropoda; Insecta; Diptera; Culicidae
Product: paramyosin, long form-like
Exons: 10
Coding region: 259-2901 (880 amino acids)
Cellular component (GO): myosin complex
Source: RefSeq, a predicted model, not a curated record